AUGCCUGUUGAAAUCAAGAAUAAAGUAUGUCUGAUUGUCCAUGAUGGCUGGGGUGUUGCUACGACCCCCGGGUUGAAGGGGAAUGCCAUCGAAGCUGGUACGACGACAAAUAUGGACACUAUUGGCAAGGAGCACAGCUACAGGCAGCUUGCUGCCCAUGGUACGGCUGUGGGGCUCAGCGAUGGCCUAAUGGGCAAUUCAGAAGUCGGGCAUUUGAACAUCGGUGCAGGCCGGAUUGUCUGGCAAGAUAUCGUCCGCAUCGAUGUCGCGAUCAAGAAGCGCCAAUUUCACAAGAAUGAGAACAUUGUCAAGAGCAUGGAGCGCGCCAAAGCAGGCAACGGCAGACUGCACCUACUCGGGCUGGUGUCCGACGGUGGUGUGCACUCGCACAUUAGGCACCUGUUCGCCCUCCUUGAAACUGCCAAGGAAGUCGGCGUUCCGAAGACAUAUGUUCACUUUCUCGGAGACGGAAGGGACACCGCGCCCCGCUCUGCCGCCGGUUAUGCCCAGGAGUUGCUUGAUUUCAUGAAGAAGGAAGAAUACGGCGAACUCGCGACUAUUAUUGGUCGGUAUUAUGCUAUGGACCGUGACAAGCGCUGGGAACGAGUCAAGAUUGCCAUUGACGGCCUUGUCAAGGGUGAGGGAGAGAAGGUUGAUGGUCCCGAUGCUGCGAUCAAGGCCAUCAAAAGCAACUACGAAGCGGACGUCACCGACGAAUUCCUCAAGCCCAUCAUCGUGAACGGUGAUGAAGGUCGAAUUAAAGAUGGAGACACACUCUUCUUCUUCAAUUAUCGUUCUGACCGCAUGCGAGAGAUUGCCUCUGUCUUUGGUCUCCCGGACAAACCAAUGGAAGUCGACAUUCCCGAAGAUCUUUCUAUUACGACUAUGUCCCGUUACAACGCCGAAUUCCCGUUCCCCGUCGCCUUCCCCCCACAACCUAUGACCAACGUGUUGGCCGAAUGGCUAGCUAAAGAAGGCGUGAAGCAGGCCCAUAUCGCGGAAACGGAGAAGUACGCGCACAUCACCUUCUUCUUCAAUGGCGGAGUGGAGAAGCAAUUUGAAAAUGAGGAACGACACAUGAUACCCUCCCCGAAGGUUGCGACAUACGACAAGGAACCUAAAAUGAGUGUUCAGGGUGUCGCAGACAAGGUUGCCGAGGUCGUUCGUAAAGCAGAGCACGAAUUCAUCAUGUGCAAUUUCGCCCCUCCUGAUAUGGUUGGCCACACCGGAGUAUAUGAGGCGGCAGUGGAAGCGAUAACGCAUACCGAUGCCGCUGUCGGCACCGUUUAUGAGGCGUGCCAGGAGGCUGGCUAUAUCCUCCUCAUCACCGCUGACCAUGGUAAUGCUGAGCAAAUGCUCAACGCCGAGACGGGUGCACCCCAUACUGCCCACACCACAAAUCCGGUACCAUUCAUUAUGACAGGGGAUCCGAAGAAGUACAGCUUCGUUCAAGACGAAGAACCAUCCAACGGGGAAGAAGAAUAUGAACCUGGCGCCCUUUGUGAUGUGGCGCCGACUGUCUUGGACCUCAUGGGGAUACCCAAACCAGAGGAAAUGACAGGUCGUUCCCUCUUGGUCAAAACGGAAUGA
Pleurotus ostreatus (oyster mushroom) is the source of this 1590-nucleotide messenger RNA. RefSeq lists its product as uncharacterized. Gene Ontology annotation, molecular function: manganese ion binding. Bases 1 to 1590 code for a protein of 529 amino acids. NCBI's taxonomy places the organism in Eukaryota, Fungi, Basidiomycota, Agaricomycetes, Agaricales, Pleurotaceae. Gene Ontology annotation, cellular component: cytoplasm. The record is from RefSeq and is a predicted model, not a curated record. The transcript has 10 exons. Gene Ontology annotation, biological process: glucose catabolic process.